Malaya genurostris is the source of this 4092-nucleotide messenger RNA. RefSeq names its product phosphatidylinositol 3-kinase 2-like. Gene Ontology annotation, biological process: regulation of transcription by RNA polymerase II. The record is from RefSeq and is a predicted model, not a curated record. Gene Ontology annotation, cellular component: nucleus. NCBI's taxonomy places the organism in Eukaryota, Metazoa, Arthropoda, Insecta, Diptera, Culicidae. The coding region runs from base 1178 to 3499 and encodes 773 amino acids. Gene Ontology annotation, molecular function: RNA polymerase II cis-regulatory region sequence-specific DNA binding; DNA-binding transcription factor activity, RNA polymerase II-specific; zinc ion binding. The transcript is spliced from 7 exons.
CUUGGUGAAGGUAAAGAUGAGUUUUCACCGUGGUCUCGCUGUUUGUUGGUGCUUCGGUUAUUGCCUGUGAACUUAGUUGGUAAAAGUUUUCCUACUAGAGUGAACAAAGUUUUACAAGAAGUGAUCCUUGCUACGGGAAAAACUUUGGCGGACUUUGAAAGUGAGUAGCAACAGCCGAAAAGUUUUCACCCCGCGCGAAUCCUUGCGAAGAAAACGGGCGCAAAGUUUUUCCGCGAUCAAGAGUUUGUGGAAGUUUUUGGCGUGGAAAGUUUCCGCGGCAGCGGCACAGAGGACCCCCGAGUGCAUGCGAACAAAACGCGCGCGGUAGAAGACAAUUAUUUUUGGGGCUGCCCGUCACCACCGGCUCACACACAUACAGCAAGUUGGCAAAGUUGGCCAAUCUUAACCCCCCCCCCCCGCGCACUCGAAGACGACGGUGGAAAAGUUUGCCCCUCCGCGAAACGCAGGGCGAGUGCCAGUCAGUAGACGAGGUGUAAUCGGGACGAGAAACCAAGCAAAAUAAAAAAAAGUAAAACCAAGAAGUUAAAAUAAUUAAUUUAAAACAAAUCACCAAACUAGGGAAGUGCGGUUUGAAUGCUUGUUGGUUCGGUUCGGUGGUCGAGGGAAAACUUUUGAGCCGCCUCUCGGUUAACUGAAUGAUUUUCGGGUGGAAAAGCAGAAAUUCCGGUGCAGCAGGGAAGCAAAGUUUCAAUCGUUGCAGUUUUAAUUCAGCGUUACUGUCGGUUUUCCCCUUGAACUCUGCAAAGCAGUGUGUAAAAGCAGCACGUUGAAAUCCUGUCCCACCGGGGGGAAGGAAGUGUGCAACAACCGCGAAAAGCUUUCCUGUCCGAUCUGCUCAAAGUAAAACUGUACGGUUGAGGUCGGAAGUGUUAUCCGGUUCCGUGAGUUCUGUUCGGUGGAUAAAGCGCGGACGGAGAACGGAACGGCAUUCCAAAAGAGACCACAGGAAAGUGCAAUAUUCUACGAGAGACAUCGAAACCGAAUCUAACCGUUUAAGCGAUUACAAUUAGUGUAGAACAAGUUUCACGUUGUUCAAAAAAGUGCAAUAUCUAUACGAUUUCUACUGAUAUCACCAAAUAAGUUAAGCGCAAGCGUGUUACAAACUAGCCUCUUACUCGUAAGUGUUAUUAACCGGUGUCAGUUUACGUGAGUUAAAAUGAUCGAUAACAGUUACUCGUACGUCACGCGGGACAACCUGCGUUACACAGACCUGAACGAUGGUCGUUCGUACGCCCAGAUGAGCACACUGUCUUCACCGGCCACGAUGGGUAACCGGUUGGGUGAGUACGAUCCGACCGGGUCCCACUUGACGAACCAUCGUCCAUAUGAACCGGCUCCACAGACAGCUUUCGAACGGUACGACACUAGCUAUCCACCGCAGCGAAGUAAUCUGUACUCUUCGUACGGAUACUCGCAGUCCAUCAUCGACGAAGAGCAGAAAUAUUUGGCAGCCGCCGAACCUCCGGCACCUCCGGAAAUCCAAACGACCCAACAUCAUCUUGGACUGGCAACCGGACCUACCGAUCGGCAUCACCCGAUGAUGAAGGUCGAAAUGGACGAAGCCACCGGUCCGAUCUAUCCCCGGCCGAUGUAUCAUUACGAUCCCACUUGCGGAACCAUGCCGCCCGGGUUUUCCGCCAUCAACCUAAGCGUUAAGGAAGCAAGUCCACCGAUUCCGUACAAAGCCAGCGGAACUCCAUCUCCGAAUCCGGGCAGUCGAAAACCGGACGAUCAUCGCACUCACAAGAUCUCUUCUACCAGUCCGGAACCGGGAGCUAGUCCACAUCAGCGUAGCAGUCCUCAGGCGACCUUGGAUCUCAGUUCAAACAAUAGCGGUGGAACCAGUCCCCAUUUCGGCCGAAACACCGGCAAUGGAGGAGUAUCGAAUGGUAGCAGCGGUACUGGCCCCGCAUCCACAAAUGCCUCCGCUGCAACUACGAACAAUAAUAACAAUAACAACAAUAAUACAAACAACAACAACAAUAAUAAUAACAACAACAGUAACAACAACAACGCAGUGUAUACGAACGAUGUUCCGGAAUCGCGUACCUCGUCGGACGUAGUAGGCCAGACCGAAUUUACCGCUUCGGAUCGUCCGCUGGGGAUCGGUUUUGCACGACCGCAGCCCCCGUCGGCUUCCUAUAGUCGGGAAUCGACGCCGGACAGCGGUGGGUCCUACUAUGCCGACACAUAUCGUGACACCAGCGGUGAGUGCAACGUGCCGGACCGUGGCCAGGCCUUCUUCUCAAGCGAGAACAUUUCUCCGUACUCUGCAGGCUACAGUCCCCACGCCAGCUACGGGAUGGUGGUCCAGCCGGACUACGCCAACGGCUAUCCGGGCUACGCACCGAAUGCCUACCAGUACAGUGGCCCGUACGCCAGCUCGCUCGGUUCCGGUGUCUACCCGCCGACCGUUCCCUCCGGUUAUCCGCCGAGCAGUAGUGCCAGCUUCGUGACGCCGCCGGCACUCAGUCAGCACAUUUCGCCCCACGACAAUCUGCUGAAGGCAGGACUCACCGGUUACCAGCGCUUGGAACGGCCCCAGUUCCCAUCGCAAUCACAGGAACUGAAAUGCCCGACACCCGGUUGCGAUGGUUCCGGUCAUGCCACCGGCAACUACAGCUCACACCGAAGCCUGUCCGGUUGUCCGCGAGCCUCGAAACCGAAGAGCAAGCCCCGGGACGGUCAGGAAUCCGAACCGUUAAGAUGUCCGAUUCCGGGCUGCGACGGAUCCGGCCACUCGACGGGCAAGUUCCUGUCGCACCGAAGUGCGUCCGGCUGUCCGAUAGCGUUCCGCAACAAGAUGCAUAUCCUGGAGAAUGGUGGCACAAUCGAACAGGCAAAGGCAGCGAUGGCACAGGCUGCGGCCGGCAAGUUUGAACCGUUCACCUGUCCCACACCGGGAUGCGACGGAAACGGGCAUGUAGAUGGUACUUUUAGUACCCAUCGAUCGGCUGCCAGUUGCCCGACGGCCCAGGGAGGUCAGCAGGCUAGCAAGAAAGCACGCUACAGCGAUGAAGUGCUGAUGAAUUCGUCGGCAACGGCAAAGUCGUUCAACGAACUGGCAACGAACUACAAUCCGACGAAGAACGGACUACUAGGACCUAGCAACGGAUCGGCUAUCGGAACGGGACCAUCAUCCCUCGGAGGUGUCGUCCUCGGUGGUGGCCCAGCGUCGGAUGAUCAUCGUUCCAAGAACGAUUCAUCUUCGGUGACAGUGGCGGGCGGCGGAAUCGGCAGCGGUGGUGCCGGAGUUGUGGUCGGACCGCCCCAGGCACAGCCAAACGCGAUCACCGGAGGUGUCGGUGGAGGCGAAGAUAUGCUGACACUGGACGAGGAAAUCACCGAGCUUAAACGGGAGAAUGCCCGCGUCGAACUGCAGAUGCUGCGGCUGAAGUCCAAUAUCAAUGCGAUGGAGUCCCAACUGAACAACAACGAACCGAAGCUGCUCGAGAUCGGGACGAGAGGGAUUACAUGAAAUUUCCUGACCUGUUAGAGCUUUUCAGUUUCCGCAUGAGUGGCGAUCGAAAAAAAAAAGAAAUGUUUGGCAACGAGUGAGUGAGUGAGUGAGAAAACAUUAGAGGAGGCGAAUAACAAACACAAGAAGAAGAAGAAGAAAAAAAAUAAAGUAAACACGUGCACUGUAUACUAAGAAGAAGAAAAGUGAAGAAUUUUGGUGGUCAACGACAGAGAGAGAAAAAAAGAAGAAAACUUACGGUUCCCGAUGGAAAGUGUGACGAAGCAGAGAAUAAAAAAACGACGAAAGUCAAAAACGAUUACCUAACACACAAUGAAAAGAAGUAAACCUAGUCGAAAUGUGCUAUACGACUCAUUUUAAUUAUUAUUGAUUAAAAGUAACGUAUUACAAGUAAACAAAAAAAAAACGGGCAGAUGCAAGAAAAAAUUAUUGCUAAAUUAUUUUGAAAUCCUACAUUCAAAUAAAACAUGAAGAAGAAGCAGAAAAAAACUUAUGUGAAUGGAAGUAGAGCUACAGCAACAGCAGCAACAGUGAAGUAGAAACUCGGACACACUGACAUAUUAGCAAAAUUGUAAAAAGUCAUUAUUGUAUGU